AUGACAUACACACCACUGGAGCUCUUCAAGCUUUUUUUCAGUGAUGAUGUUCUGCAAACCUUGCGCCAUCACACCAACAAGAAUGCAAGAAAAAAGUUGCACAGGGAAAAAAAAUAUCCAUGGCAGGAUCUGAGCCCCCAGGAGCUUCAGAAGUUUCUGGGGCUCAACUUCUACUGUGCCUUGCUGAAGUUGAGUGCAGUCCAGGAUUACCAGGAAAAAAAUAAAAAUAAAAUAAAAUUAGCGUCCCUUUUCCUGCAAGUGUCAUACCAAGGAAUCAUUUUUUUGGUGAUCUCAUGGAACAUCCAUGUAAGUGACCCCGACAAGCAUGACUGCCUGUUUCACCUGAAGCCCAUCCUCGUCUCCAUCCAGGAUGCAUGUAAAGCCUUUUACCAACCAAGGCAGAACAUUGCAAUGGAUGAGAGGAUCUUGGCGACGAAGGCUCACACUGGCAUGACCCAGUACAUGAAGGCCAAGCCAACCAAGUGGGGCUUCAAGCUUUUUGUACUUGCUGACAGCAGCAACAGCUACACUGUUGACUUUGCAGUGUACACAGGCAAGUGGGCUAGCAUAUGA
This is a messenger RNA of Xyrichtys novacula (pearly razorfish), 573 nucleotides long. The record is from the annotation of a GenBank genome assembly. Lineage: Eukaryota; Metazoa; Chordata; Actinopteri; Labriformes; Labridae.